GAGAUAUUUAGAUUAAGUGCUCGAUAUCCAAUAUCCACACACAAGUUCUGAUCUCGGUGAUAAGAUUUUAAAAAUAAGAAAUCGCUAUUCUAAAAUCUAAAGUCUGAAAUAUGUAUUCGAAGCUGAAACUUUUUAUUUGAAGCGAUUUAUUGCAGCUAAUCCGAGGAAACAGCUGAUUCUUGAAUCUCAUGGCAAUCAUGAAAUAAAUAUUAUUUGAAAUAAUCUUUUUUUAAAUAUUUGAUUUAAUCGGACCCUGGUGGAGAGCGGAGUGGAGAGAAUAGGAAGGAUAAUGUUCUGUUGACAGUUUUCCUCCCAACCCUGGUCUUUUCCGGUCUUAUCCUCACCAUCUCCAUCUACUGCUGCUGGAAGAUACACGCCGGGAACAGGGAGCUACACAAGGAACUAAAGAACUUGGAGCGUAAAAAACGAAAAGCUGAAAUGUAUGAUAUAGAACAGGAAAUCACUGUUAUACUUUUUUAUUAUUUUUUUUUGGUUAUUCACACUUUGUCAUUUUAGUCAUCCGCGUUGUAAUUAACAAAGUUAAAACACUCUAAAAUCUAGAAUAAUUGAUGAAAUCAGGACGCCAGAGAUUUCGAAAUGGAAAUACCGGAGAGGGAAAUAAUAAGACUGAAGUCCGGAGUAAGGACGGACAGACCAAAGUCUGGAGUAAGGUCGGAUAUCAGACCAAAGUCCGGAGUAAGGACGGAGAGCAGACCAAAGUCCGGAGUAAGGACGGAGAGCAGACCAAAGUCCGGAGUAAUGACGCAAAACAAAGAAAAUAGAGUAAAAUCGGCUAAUGGACUAGGUUUACAGAAUGGAAGAGUUAAAAGUACAGCAGUUAAAGAGGGGAAAUCAAAGACAACUCGAGCCUCUAGUCCCAAAAAUCCUACUCCAAUUAUAUCUAUAACAGCUGAAUCUAAAGAAGAAAAGGGUUCAACAAAAAAUGAUGACUCAGAAUUAGAGUUUGACUCAAAAUUUACAAAAAUGGAAACAUCACGGAAUUUGGGACGCCUAGAACCUAUUCAGCUACACCUUUCCGCCCCUGAUUUAACAUUGACUCCUGAGAACCUGCGCCUGUCUACAGAGGAUUUACGUGUUUUGAGUUCCAAGAUGGGAGAUACCAAGACGAGAUCUCCUAGUCGUCUUCAUACUCUACAUCCAUUAGCCGAUACCUUCAAUAGGGGUGGUCUGCCUGGAUUAAUGAGACCUACGGGACUAUCUCCGGCCGGGUACCAGGCAAAUAUGAGAUUGCUAUUCGACUCUUCUAAGCGUCCAAGCUCUGCAACAAGUUUAAACCUUUCUAGGAGUAGACCAUCGUCAGCCCAGAGUAGGUUCUCAUUAGACAACGAGGUUCAGAUCCAAACCAAACAUUCAAACCUAUCCUCGGAGGAUGAAUUAGUUAAUGUCAGAGAUAUCAUUGUGCAUACAGAGAACAAUUCUAAAAAACCUUCCACAUCUUGUCCGUCAGAGUCCUCCAGCAACGGGCAAAUACUGACAGUUUCUUACCAUAAAGAAUAUCCAGGUUCAGAAACUUCUGCGGGUGCAAACCUACAGGAGCAGAGACAAAAAUUUAAGAAACAUGAUAAAAAUCAUAAAAACUCAAAAUUGUCCGACAACCCAGAUUUAAUAGAAACCAUUCCCAAAAGCACAACAGUAGUUCAAGGAUCAGAAGUAAAUGUUGGAUUAGGAGCCAAAAUAAAAUCCACUAAAACAUCUACCUCUAACUACGUAAACUCUUCCGCUAGUGCAAGACUUAGUUCCAAAUCUGCUGCUAAGACCAGAAUUACUCCUGAAUCCGCCGCUAAUUCAAAAUCUAGAAUUUAUCAGCGGACGAUUUCCAAAACCUCUUUAAAUUCUGAAGGAUCUAGCUCCCGUCCUUCCAGUUCUCUAUACAAGGAAACCCUCAUGGAGAAGAUUAUGAGAGAGAGAAAAGAGAAGAAUUUACAAGGAAGGAACCUGGAGACCCCGGAACGUCCUCCAGUUAAAACUAAACCUGUAAAAUCCAUCCUAAAGAAGAGUGGAAUGAAUUCGACGGUUAAAAAGAAAAAAAUAAAUUUCUCCGGAGAAAGUCAAAAAACGUUGAUAUUCUCAUCCCCUUCGAAGGUUUCCCUAAGUAGUGAACUGAGUGGGCAUCUAAACUAUGGUUAUGUUAUGGAAGCAGAUCCUCUCUCAGAAACUGUUAAAUGGAUCAAGCUUCCAGUUCAAUAGAAUAUAAUAAAAACAUUAAAAGGAAUUGAAUCUUUGGCACAAAAACAAAUU
Messenger RNA from Eurytemora carolleeae, 2259 nucleotides. RefSeq lists its product as uncharacterized. NCBI's taxonomy places the organism in Eukaryota, Metazoa, Arthropoda, Copepoda, Calanoida, Temoridae. The record is from RefSeq and is a predicted model, not a curated record. The transcript has 9 exons. Bases 598 to 2208 code for a protein of 536 amino acids.